CAGGGACAUAUCAUCUGAAGGCUAAACUUGGUGUCUGCAGUUCAUCGGUAGCGGCCAUGUCGAACGCCCUUGACACAGCAUCGGCUUCCACGGUUACGAAGCCCCGCAGGCCGUUCUACCGGAUGAUCGACGGUGUCCCAAAAUGUGCCUGGUUGGACCCGGACAUUUAUCGAGAGAACAGCACUUUCCGCGCUGCUAAGGGCGACGUGGUACAGAGUUCAUUCCCAAAGAGUGGAACGCACUGGGUCCAGUACAUCACACAGCUCAUCCUGAAAGGUGGCGAACCGGUGAAUUCCUACGACGAGUUUGCAUGCAACACCCAUGCGUUGGAGUACGUGAGGCACGACGGAUGGAAACCAGCAUUGCCAAUGAGACUGUUUUUCACGCACCAAAUGUUGCAGCCGAACACCAUCAGUGAAGAUGCGAAGUACGUGUACGUUGCACGAAAUCCCUGGGACGUCUGCGUGUCUCUGUAUCACGCAAUGACAGAUCUAAGCGUGUGGCGCUUUCAAGACGGAACCUUCGACGAGCUAUUUGAUGCUUUCCUCGAAACGGACCUCGGCUACGGGAGCUACUUCGAUCACGUGGCUUCGGGUUACGCACUGAAAGAUAAACCAAACGUGUUUUUCCUGACAUACGAGGAACUCAAGAGGGACACUCGGGGCAUGGUUUUGAGGCUGGCGCAUUUUCUCGGCGAUCAGUACGGAAAAUUUCUAGACGAGAACGAAGUGCAGCUGAACAAAAUAGUGGAAUUGUCCAAGCCCGAGCACAUGCGAAAAGUUGUUCUCGUUGAUUUUCAGGCAAAUCGGUCGCCGGAAUGGGAAAAUUUUUUCCGCAGGAACGAACUCUCAAGUAAAACAGGAUAUGAUGGAGACACGACAAAGUACACCAUCGUCAGAGAAGGAAAAGUUGGUGGAUGGAAAAAACACUUCUCAUCACAGCAGCUGGCACGCUUAGAGAAGAAGAUACAAGACGAAAAGGAGAAAGCUUCAUUCAUAGAGCUGUGGAAAGACAUUCGUGCUGAAGCAGUGGAAAUGUCUUCGUCUAUACGUUCAUAGAGGCAGGAUGAAGUUCGAUGAUCUUCCCUUUUUGCGUUUGGGCAUGAUCUGAAUUAUCUUUUCACCAAUAUUACCGGGGCCUAGAUGCGUUGCCGUUCGCUUAAGGGACGCAAAAUGUCUUGCUGCACGACUAGUAUCGUAGAAUAAAAGCCUUAUAUUUGAACACA
Molecule: messenger RNA, 1225 nt
Organism: Dermacentor silvarum
Lineage: Eukaryota; Metazoa; Arthropoda; Arachnida; Ixodida; Ixodidae
Product: sulfotransferase 1C2
Exons: 2
Coding region: 57-1058 (333 amino acids)
Biological process (GO): sulfation
Cellular component (GO): cytoplasm
Molecular function (GO): sulfotransferase activity
Source: RefSeq, a predicted model, not a curated record